This is a messenger RNA of Colletes gigas, 678 nucleotides long. Its product is annotated as bolA-like protein DDB_G0274169. Lineage: Eukaryota; Metazoa; Arthropoda; Insecta; Hymenoptera; Colletidae. The coding region runs from base 128 to 553 and encodes 141 amino acids. The record is from RefSeq and is a predicted model, not a curated record. The transcript has 4 exons. Gene Ontology annotation, cellular component: mitochondrion.
GGUACUGGUAGUCGCGUAGUAACGCUAGUUUUGGUUAGGAGAUAAUUGAAAAUUAGAUUUAUUUGAUAUCUUUAUAUAAUUUCUCUUAAUAACGUAACACGUGUAUAGCAGUGAUACAGUUUAAUAAAUGUUGAAAACGACAGUAUUAAUAGGAAAAAACAUAAAAUGUAUGCAAGUAUCCCAUGUUAAAUAUCCAAAAGCUAUUAUUUCUCUACAAAAUAUGAGUACUAUAAUACAAGAUAAUCCAAUAGAACUUUCAAUAAGGAAGAAAUUAAUUGAUUUUUUAAAUCCAUCUCAUAUUGAAAUAAUAAAUGAAUCUUAUAUGCAUAAUGUUCCUAAAGGAUCUGAAACACAUUUUAAAGUAAUUGUUGUGACUGAUGUGUUUAAAGAUAAACCACUCCUUAAGCGUCAUCAAAUAAUAAAUCAAUUAUUGGAAGCAGAAUUAGAAGGUGGAGUGCAUGCAUUAUCAAUAGUAGCAAAAACAGCUGAUCAAUGGAAAGACAACAGUAAAAUAACUCCAAGUCCAGCUUGUAAGGGUGGUUUUGGAAGAUGAUUGAUUAAAUUAUAUUAUGUUCAUGCUCAAAUCACGUAUAGUACCCCAAAUUAGGUGUAUUCUUCAAUUGUAAAUUCAUGAAUUCAAAUUAAUGUGUAUUGUUAAAAAUAUUUAAUAAAAAUAGA